Molecule: messenger RNA, 4086 nt
Organism: Mustela lutreola (European mink)
Lineage: Eukaryota; Metazoa; Chordata; Mammalia; Carnivora; Mustelidae
Gene: ZNF446
Product: zinc finger protein 446
Exons: 6
Coding region: 1430-2791 (453 amino acids)
Biological process (GO): regulation of DNA-templated transcription
Source: RefSeq, a predicted model, not a curated record
UGGCUAGUCCUUAAUCCUGAAUAGGCUGAGGGUAACAGUGCCCUUGAGCUCUCUGAGGCAAGAUAGUGGUGUGAACACAUGCAUUUCACUUGGUUCAGAAACCCAUUGGAGCUACAGAGAUGAGAGUAUUUAAAAAUAUGAACCCACAAGAACGAGGAUGGUGAAACUAGAAGCAAUGGCAUUCUGGAACUAGAAGCAGAUGUGGGAUCUAUCUCUGAUUUAGAGAAAGCUAAAUAUUGAUUUGGCCCUGGGGGAAGUGGGCAGAGGUUCCACCAGGCUUAUAGUGCAUAACUCCAGAAAGCCUGUAAAGCAGCAGCCCCCUGGGAGAAGGGACCUAAAGCAAAGGUGACUGGGGACAGCUUAGUAGCUAUUAGAGCACUAGCUCUCACCAUGGUGGAAAAGACAUUUCUGGGGAAUCCAUACAGUUCCAGAGAAACAAUCUAAGUCCCCCAUCCCCACCCAAACAGCUCAGUCUGAUGAUGCGUGGAAGAGUUGACAGGCCCCACCCAUGCAGAUGCUCAGAGCAUCCAGUGUGUACGACCACUGCUCUUCACUGAGUGCUAGCAGCUAGGGAUUACUAAGUAUCCCAAGAAAUCAAAACAGGCAUAUGCAAUUUAGGAACGAAUACUUGGUUUCUGAAAGCAAAGCACCCCUUUCCACAGUGUGGUUCUUGGCUACUGAGAUUAACUGAAGGUACUUUUACUCGUUCUGGUACCCCAUGUAAAAGGUUAGCGGCGUCCCAUAAGCUGGACAAAAACCUUCGUCCCUCACUUUGCAGUACUGACAUCUGAAGACGUGUCUGAGACCCUGAGAGUAUAAAUCAUGGGACAAUAUCUUCUGUAAAUAUGUGUCCACCCUGGUUCUUGUUCUCGAUGUCCGCAGGGCACCCAGCAGAGGUCGAAUAAGGACCCCAGCACCAUCCCCGCUGGAGUCCUUCCCGGGGUUGGCGGAGAAAGUCCACAGAUAGGGCCGGCCUCUGCUUCCUCCGGGGACCACCUGGAGGCGAGUCUCGGCCGAACUGCACUGUUCCCGCAGUCACUUCCGGCCUCCGGGGAGGACCCAGCGACGCUCUGGCCGUUGCCUUGGAAACAGGGAGGGGGGGUGUCCUCUAGCGGUCACCAAGAGGACUGCUUCGCGACUAGAACGCGGCCUAGGCGGGGCGCUAGUUCAGGACGGCCUUGAGGCCACGCUCCUCCCACCCCCCCCUCGCUUGCCAAUAGGCGCCGGAGCUACUGUGCGCACGCGCAGAAGUCUAUCGUACCGUCCGUCGCGGCAGUUGGUGAGUCCAGGGCGCGGACGCAAAGGAAGAGCGGCCGCCAGAGCGGGAAGGGGGCCCCCACAGUCUGCGACUCUUCGCAUUUCUCUGAGAGGAACAGAGCUCUUCUCAGUUGUCCCUCUUGUUGGCUACAAGAAGACACCCAGUACAACAAUGCCAUCCCCACUGGGUCCCCCACGCCUGCCCUCUGUGGACGCUGUGGCCAUCCUGGAGGAGCCUGAGGCAGCACGCCUGCGCUUCCGAGGAUUCUGCUACCAGGAGGUGGCAGGUCCCCGUGAGGCCCUGGCCCGGCUUCGAGAGCUGUGCCGCCAGUGGCUGCGGCCGGAGGCAUGCUCCAAGGAGCAGAUGCUGGAGCUGCUGGUGCUGGAGCAGUUUCUGAGCACACUGCCCCCCGAGAUCCAGGCCUGGGUGCGGGGCCAGCGACCAGGCAGCCCUGAGGAGGCUGUAGCCCUGGUGGAGGGCCUGCAGCAUAACCCUGGGCAGCUACUGGGUUGGAUCACAGCCCGUGUCCUGAAGCAAGUGGUGUUCCCAGCAGCACAGAAGACAGAGGAGUCCCUGGGGAGAUCCCACCCUUCAGGGACAGUGGAACUUCUCGGGGCCACCUCUCGGGAGGGAUCCCAGGACACCCAGAUGGAGAGGUCUGCCCAGCUUAGCUGCCGUGUGAAGGAGGAGCCAGAUGCUGAUGGGCAGGAGAUGGCAUCUUCCAGUCCCCCAGUUCCAGCCCAGUGCCACGAGGGGCACCCUGGACACCGGGAACCAGCUUCCGCGUCCUUCCACCCCCCCAGGAUUCAGCAGGAAUACCAGCCCCCCAGCCGGAGACACAGGUGGAGUUGGAGCCUGGGGCACUGCGUACGGGGACAGAGGGUCGAAGAAGCAUCCACCCGGGAGAUGAAAGUGAGAGCCACUGCGAGGGUCCACCCCAGUGCCCAGAGGCCCAGCCACCCCAGGGCCCGGGAUCUGUCACCUGGGAGGGCCCGUCUGGGGCCUCUGUGUCUGCCAGGGCAAUGCUGGGAACAGGGCUGGAGGCCGGUGCCCUGCGAAGGAAGCCUUAUACCUGUGAGCUGUGUGGCCGAGGCUUUGACUGGAAAUCAGUCUUCGUCAUCCACCACCGGACCCAUGCGGAAGGGCAGGGUCCACAGGCCCUGGGCAUCGGGGGUGCUCAGAAACUGCCUCUGGGUUCCCGGGAGCUGGACACACCCCGGCCCCCCCGGCGCAUGCUCCCAGGCCCUCGGAGCUAUGUGUGUGAGGACUGUGGGCGCAGCUUCAGCUGGAAGUCACAGCUGGUCAUCCACCGCAAGGGCCACGUGGGUCAGCGGCGCCACCUCUGUGGGGAUUGCGGCCGUGGCUUUGAUUGGAAGUCCCAACUGGUCAUCCAUAGGAAGAGCCACCGACCCGAAGCCCCAUGAAGGGCCCGAGAAGGUGUCCUCAUCCUGCGGGCUUGGGAGCUUCCAGGGCCUGGACACAGUUCCCGGCACUCUGGUUCCAGCCUUCCCCGGGGCUGCUCAGCCUCUAUGAUUCUUGGGGGCAGCAAAGGACACUGGUGAAUCAGAGUUCCCAGGAGGUUCCCCUGUCCCAGUUCAGUCUCCCCCAAACAGCCACCUGGGCAUAAGUAGAAAGAAGCUGCUCCUCCUUCCACCACCCCGUGAGGCCCGAGUUAGAAUCUGCUGCCUAAGCCUGGUGACUUCCCAGCUCUGAGACCCCAGCUGUGACCUAAUGCAGGCUGACAGGCCAAGGACUCCCCCUACCCCUGGGACCUCAGUGGCCCCAGGUGGCUGCUCAGAAACUGCCCCUUUCCACCCUUCCUGAAGCUUCCGGGCCCCAUGUCUUGGUGUGGAAGGUGCAGACAGCCCAGGAGAAUAUUCCUUGCCUCUGUUUGCAGGCAGAUAGAAAACUAGUGCCCAUUCACGUUUGAGAUUUUUUAGAAAUUUCACUUUCAUAAUGGAAAGUUUCUGUGUAAGAAUCCUGAUCUCUGCUUUCCACGGGUCAGAAUAUUGGCAGUGCCACUGAACGACUAAGCCACCCAGGCUUAGUUACCCCACGUGAACCCUUUUAAAGCAUGGAGUUUUCUCUGGCUGGUGACAGGAAAGGAAGUCCAAAGGACUCGAAGCAUUGGGUACCUGGGUGGCUCAAUUAGUUAAACAUCUGCGUUUGGCUCUGGUCAUGAUCCCAGGGUCCUGGGAUGGAGUCCUGCAUUGGCCUCUCUGCUCAGUGGAGUCUGCUUCUCCCUCUGCCACUCUCCACCUUGCCCCCCUCACCACCAUCUCAAAUAAAUGACAUAAAAUCUUAAAAAAAAAAAAUCGGAAGCCUGAGAAGGAUUUGAUUCACCACUGCUGGCUUGUAAGAUAGAGGGAGUCCCACCGUGACCUCUGGAAGGUCAGAACAAACCCUUGCUGACAGCUGACAAAGAAAUAGAGACCUCAGUUCUACCACCACAAGGCUUUGCAGUCUGCCAACAACUUGAAUGGGUGUGGAAGUAGAUAACUCCAAGGUCUUCAGAUAAGAGCCUCCCCAGCCGUUGUAUUUCAGCUUUGUGAUACUCUGAGCAGACAACCCCGCCAGUGCCUCCCAGACUUCUGAGCUGCAGAACGGUGAGCUAAUCAAUGGAUGUUGUUUUAAGCCACUAAAUUUGUGGCAGUUUUUAAAGUAGCACACAGAAAAUGUAAUGCAACCACGUAUUGUUAACGGGUUUAGUGCUCCUUGUGGCCAAAAAUACAAAACUGGCCUGCAUCCAGGGAUGAAUGGGGUAUGAAAUAAAAUGGUGAUUGUAUUUUUCAAUAAAAGUAUUAAUAAGAAUUGAAAAAAACAAAUAA